ACGUUUAAAAAUGUUUUGGAUUUUAUUACAAAUCUUUGUUAUUACAAUCCUAUAUAGGCUAUACACUUUAUUAUCGGAAAACAAUGAUUACUGGAAAAAGAAAAAUGUUCCAUAUCUGAAACCGAGCCUGCUUGUUGGUAACUUUAGUGAUUACAUAUUUUUUAAAAAGAGUGCUCAGUUGAUUACGAGUGAAAUAUGUGAAAAGUUCCCUGACGAGCCGUACGUCGGCGUAUUUUAUGGUACAAAACCAGCUCUCGUCAUCAAGGAUCCUAAAAUCUUAAAACUAGUGUUCACACAGGACUUUUAUUACUUCAACGGCAGAGAAAAUACAGACUACGUUGACAGAGAAACCAUUACGACAAAUUUAUUUUUUAAUGGAGGUGACCAUUGGAAAGUAUUACGACAGAAUUUAACGCCACUUUUUACAUCGGCAAAGUUAAAGAAUAUGUUCCUAAUGAUCAAUGAAUGUGCCGAGGAAUUGGACACGUUUCUCGAAGAAGAAAUAAAAGUAUCGGAGAAUAUUAACUUGAGGUCCUUGUUUGCUAGAUACGCGAUGGAGUGUAUUAUCAAUUGUAUAUUCGGUGUAAGAACAAAUGCCAUGAAGAGAGAUAAUGGUACGAAUCCGUUUGUCAUUGUAGGUGAACAAAUAUUCGACACAUCAACCGUGAUGGGUUUGAAAAUAAUUACGAGGAGUAUGUGGCCCUAUUUAUUUUACCGUUUGGGCUUUAAACUAUUCGAUGAAAAAAUUGGAUUUUUUUUUAACGACCUGUUUACCAAAGCUACUGAGAGUCGCUCUAAGGAUGGAAUUACGAGAAAUGAUUUUGUCGACCUUAUUUCGAGCUGGGAGAAAGAAAACUGUAUAAUUGGUGACAAAUUCAGUGAUGAAAAAUCUACUGGAAAUUCUACAGAAAAAAUCGAAGUAAACAAAGACCUACUUGUGGCACAGUGUACAUUAUUCUUUGCAGCUGGUUACGAAACAACAUCGACAACAACAAAUUUCAUUCUCUAUGAACUGGCAAAAAAUAAACAAGCGCAAGACAAGGUCAUAGAAGAAGUAGAUGCAUACUUUGAUAAACAUGGUGUUAUUAAAUACGAAUGUGUACACGAAUUGCCAUAUGUUGAAGCAUGUAUUGAAGAAACGCUUCGUCUUUAUCCAUUGUUGGGAGUCUUAACGAGGGAGGUGAUGAAUAACUAUACGCUUCCAACAGGUCUUCAACUAAAGAAAGGUGAUCGGGUCCACAUACCGGUUAGCCAUAUGCAUCAUCACCCGGACUACUUCCCGGAUCCUACGUCGUAUCGUCCUGAGCGAUUCUUUGGCGAUGAGAAAAAGAAAAUCAAACAAUAUACCUUUUUUCCUUUCGGUGAAGGUCCAAGAGUCUGUAUUGGUAUUCGAUUUGCAAGAAUGGUAAUGUAUGCAGGCCUUCUGACGAUCUUCAGGAAGUAUAGGGUCGAGAUGGCGGAGAACAUGCCGCUAACUUUGAACUUCAAGCCGGUUUCCCUAGCAACUCAAGCCUCAAUAAAUAUUUAUCUUAAAUUCAUACCUCGCGAGAAUUGAUAAAUUAAAAAUCCAGAUUUUUGUAUUUUAUAACAAUCAAAUUUUU
This is a messenger RNA of Vanessa tameamea, 1601 nucleotides long. Its product is annotated as cytochrome P450 6B2-like. Lineage: Eukaryota; Metazoa; Arthropoda; Insecta; Lepidoptera; Nymphalidae. Bases 11 to 1555 code for a protein of 514 amino acids. Gene Ontology annotation, molecular function: heme binding; iron ion binding; monooxygenase activity. The record is from RefSeq and is a predicted model, not a curated record. The transcript is spliced from 2 exons.